Messenger RNA from Dermatophagoides pteronyssinus (European house dust mite), 4566 nucleotides. Its product is annotated as phthiocerol synthesis polyketide synthase type I PpsC-like. The record is from RefSeq and is a predicted model, not a curated record. NCBI's taxonomy places the organism in Eukaryota, Metazoa, Arthropoda, Arachnida, Sarcoptiformes, Pyroglyphidae.
AUGAAACAAACUAAACCUUCCACACGUAUAUUUGUUAAUAGACUUGAGCCAUUAAAUGUUGAUGUAAGAGGAUAUGAGAAAUUUUCUAUAAAACAAAAAGGCUCUAUAAAUAACAUUAAAUUAACACAAUCUCCACGAAUCGAUUUUACUAACGUUUUACCUGAACAAAUUGUUGUACGAGUAAAAGCUGUUGGGCUAAACUUUAGAGAUGUAUUGAAUGUGUUAGAUUUGUAUCCCGGUGAUCCGGGUCCAGUUGGUUCCGAUUAUGCAGGAAUUGUUAUAUAUGCUGGAAAAAAAGUAAAUAAUAUUUCUGUUGGGGAUACUGUACUUGGUAUUCAUCCAGGCUGCAUUGAUUCUUUUAUUUGUGCAGAACCAAACUUAUGUCAGGUUUAUGCUUCUAAUUUAUUAAGCUAUAAUCUCGCAGCUAGUUUACCUGUUAUAUUAACGACUGUGUUCGAAACUUUACAUAAUAUUGCAAAAAUUAAACCCAAUCAAAAUGUUUUGAUACAUGCUGUAACCGGUGGAGUUGGAUGUAUUGCUAUUGAUUACUGUAAAUAUAUUGGAGCUAAUGUUUAUGGCACCUGCGGCUCGGACGAGAAGAAAAAUUAUGCUAUUAAAGUUGGAGUUAAAGCAGUAUUUUCUAGUAGAGAUGCAAACAAAUUCAAAGAAGAAAUGAAUGAAUACGAUACAAACUUAACUUUCGACUGUGUAAUUAAUUGUUUGACACAAGAUUUUAUACCGUUUACGUUAGAUAGAAUGAAACCAAAUGGUCAUUUUAUUGAAUUAGGAAAGCGAGAUAUUUGGCCUGUUUCAAAAGUAAAUUCAAAUUAUCCCAAUGUUAAGUAUUCAAUAUUAGCGAUAGACGAAGUUAUUCGUCACACACCCUUAACCUUUAAAAAGUUGUUAGGAGAUUCAUUAUAUUGGUAUAAAACUUGCAGAAAAGAAAAUUCUUUCCAGUUAUCUAUUACUCCAUUUAUUAUAAAUUCAAGUAAUCAACUACAAGAAGCUUUUAGAUAUUUACAAAAAGCAAAACAUAUUGGUAAGGUUGUUUUACAGAUGCCAAAUGUAUUAUCUACAAAUAUUAAUGACGUAUAUAUCAUUACAGGUGGUAAAGGUACAAUUGCAUUGGAAGUAUUAAAGUUUUUACUAAAUGAGGGUUGUUCAAAUAUUUAUUUACUUUGUAGAACUACCAAAAUUAAUGAAUCAAGUUUUGAAGAUUUAAAAAGAAAUUAUGAAGGUUCAUAUAUUACGCUUAAAGAAAUUAUAUGUGACGUUACUGAUGAAAAUCAUGUACUUAAUUGUUUAUCAAUAUUAAAACGUAAAGGACUUAAACUAAAAGGUAUCUUUCAUUUGGCAGGUAAGAAUAUUGAUUCUACUUUGACAAAUAUUAAGGAUAUUGAAACUAUUUCAGCGAUUACACAACCAAAGAUCAAAGGAUUGAUUAACUUUCAUAAUUCCCUAAUAAAACUUAGUUUAUAUAAUGAUCUAGACUUUUUCAUUAACUUUAGUUCUAUAAGUGCUAUAUUUGGAAAUGUCGGUCAAAUUUGUUACUCAGCCGCUAAUUCAUAUUUAGAUGAGUUUUCUGAAAAAAUGCCACAAAAAUUCAUGUCGAUUCAAUGGGGUCCUUGGAAUAACGCUGGAAUGGCUAAAACUCAUCUUAAUAGAAUGAAAAAUUUUGGUAUAACUGGUAUUUCUAAUGAAGUAGGUAUCAAAAUAUUAUACGAAUGCUUGAAAAAUAAAAACGAAUAUAGAAACAUUACAGCUGUUCAUCUUGACAUUAACAAAUUUGUUAGCAGCCAUAUUACAAUAAUGUCAGCUGAAUUGAAUAAUUUGUUAGAGGUUGGUUCGAAAGAUAAACGAAACCGAGCUGUAAAUAAACAAUUCGAAAAUUUAUCAGAGGAGGAGUUAACAAAAUAUAUAACAAAUAAAGUUCUUAAUGCUGCUGAAUCUCUAACUGGCAAUAAAGAAACACCGAAGUUAACUGAUACGAUUAGCACACUUGGAAUUGAUUCAAUAGCAGCUGUUGAAUUCCGUAAUUUGUUAUCUAGUGAAUUAGAUGUAAAAAUAUCUGUAACUGCGCUUAUUGACUACCCUACUUUAGGGGAUGUUACAAACCAUAUUAUCGAUUUAGUGAAGCUAAACAAUGUCAACGAGACAAACGAAAUAUCUAGACCUCUAUUUGAAAUAAUAGGAGAUGAAGUCAGCAAAAAUUUAGCAAAUGGCGUCGCAAUAAUUGGAAUGAGCUGUAGAUUACCAAGAGGCGAUAAUCCGGAGCGAUUUUGGAACACUUUACUUGAUGCAACUGAUUGCAUAAUAGAUGUUCCAAUUUCUAGAUGGAGUGCUGAUAAAUUUUAUAAUCCAGAUCCAGACGCGCCUGGAGUUACAACAUAUACUAGAAGAGGAGGAUUUGUUGAAAACGUACAUUUGUUUGAUCCACACUAUUUUGGUAUUGGACUGGUUGAAGCUAAAUCUAUGGAUCCCCAACAAAGAAUAUUAUUGACUUGUUCAGCAGAAACCUUUGCAGAUGCGGGAUAUACUAAAAAUGAAAUAGCAAACAGCGAUUUAGGUUGUUUUAUUGGUUGUUGUAAUGCUGAUUGGGUAACUUUACACACUAUAGCUGCUAUCAAUGUGUUUAGUGGUACAUCUGGAGCGGCUUCCAUUUUAUCAAAUAGAAUCAAUUAUUUGUUUAAAUCUAGAGGGCCAUCAGCAACAAUCGACACAGCUUGUAGCAGUACUUUAGUGGCGUUAGAUAUAGCUUUUAAUAAAUUGAUAUUGAACCAGGUAAAUUGGUGUAUUUUAGGAGGUGUUAACAUUAUGCUUUCGCCUAAUUUAUUUGUUGCAUUCUCUAAAGCUAGAAUGUUAUCUAAAGAUUGUUAUUGUAAGACAUUUGACGAAUCAGCAAAUGGAUACGCUAGAGGUGAAGGUUGUGCUACUUUUUUAUUGAAAAAUUUACAUAAAGCUCUAAAGGAUAACGAUAAAAUACAUGCUGUCAUUAAAGGAUCAUUCAGUAACCAUGUCGGCCAAUCUGCUUCUUUAACUGCACCAAAUGGUCCCGCGCAAGCUGAAUGUUUCAAGAAGGCACUUAAAAUAGCCAAUAUUAUGCCAAAUGAUGUUUCAUAUAUAGAAACCCAUGGAACUGGUACACCUCUAGGUGAUCCAAUUGAGAUAGGUGCUAUCAAAACUGUCUAUGGUGGCGAUAGAGCUUUCCCGUUAAUUUUAGGGGCUGGCAAAACCAAUAUUGGUCAUUUAGAAGGCGCUUCCGGAGCUGCUGCGCUUGUAAAAGUUAUUUUAUGUCUAAAAUACAAAAAAGUGCCAAUGAAUUUGCAUUUUAAAAAGUUAAAUCCAUAUAUCGAUAUGAAAGGAUUGAAUGCGAUAUUCCCAACUUCUGUGAAUGAUCUUAAUUUAGCUAAUAAUGAAAAGCUAUAUAGUGCUUUAAGUAGCUUUGGUUUUGGUGGAUCCAAUGCUCACGUUAUCAUGGAAGCAUAUAACCAAGAAAAGAUAGAAAAUAAAAUUGAAGAAACAUAUGCAAAGCCGAAAGUAUGCUUUUUGUUUACUGGUCAAGGAAGUCAGCAAGUCAACAUGGCUUUAGAUUUAUAUUCAAGAAAUGAAAUAUUUAGAAAGGAAUUUAAUCAAAUAGCCGAAGCUUUCAUAGAGCUAGAUAUUGUUGAUAUACGAGAGUAUAUUUAUCCAACUUUAUUUCCGAAACUCAGGAUUAGGUUAGAAAAAGAAUAUAAGGGUGAAGACGUACUUGAUAAAAUCAAUACUUUAUUAUAUGCUACUGAUGUUGCUCAACCAGCUAUAUUUGCCUUUGAAUUGGCAUUGGUUAAGUAUUGGAAGCAUUUAAAUAUUAUUCCUGAUUAUGUUAUAGGACAUUCUCUUGGUGAAUAUGUAGCAGCUGUUUUAUUAAAUAUCAUGUCUCAAGAAGAUGCUAUUAAAUUAGUAGCAAUACGCGCUAAGCUGAUGCAAAAAUUACCUUUAAAUGAAGGAGUAAUGUAUGCAUUUAAAUGUUCUGAAGCUAUUUUCAAUGAUAUGCUUGAAAAAAUCACAGAUUCUAGUUUAGAUAGAUCGACUUUUUCAAUUGCUGCAAUUAAUGCUCGAUCAUCUAUUGUAGUUAGUGGAGAAAAAAACAACGUUGAAAAACUUUUAGAAUUUUUCCCCAACAUAAGCAAGAAAAAGCUAAAUGUAUCGCAUGCAUUUCACAGUCCUAUGAUGAAUCCUAUAAUAGACGAAUUUUAUCAACUUUCCAAUACAAUUCAUUUUUUGAAACCUAAUUCUGAAUCUAAGUUUAUUUCAACUGUCACAUGUUCAGUUGAAACUGAUAUAGUAGCUGGUGCUGAUUAUUGGAGAGAUCAUAUAUCUAAGCCCGUUAGAUUUUAUGAUUCCGUUAAACAACUAAUUGAAACUUACGACGUUAAUUAUAUUAUUGAAAUAGGACCAAAACCAAUUCUUAUCAAUUUAGUUAGACAGCAAUUAAUGCAAAGAACAAGGGCUGCUUCAGAUAAUAAAGAAAUUUUAAUGCAUACAUUAGACAGUAUUGAUGGUGAACCUGUUUUUUGGAAUUUCUAG